Laccaria bicolor S238N-H82 is the source of this 459-nucleotide messenger RNA. RefSeq lists its product as uncharacterized. The record is from RefSeq and is a predicted model, not a curated record. Lineage: Eukaryota; Fungi; Basidiomycota; Agaricomycetes; Agaricales; Hydnangiaceae. The transcript has 2 exons. The coding region runs from base 1 to 459 and encodes 152 amino acids.
AUGUUCUGUGGGUGCUGGGGAGGCUUCAUCGGCUGCGGUGUUUUCGACUGUCAGGAGGGAUGGUUGAUUAUUGGAACACCAUACCCCCACCUUUUCAAAGCGCAUUAUGGCGUUUCAUCUGUCGACCUAUCGUUAACUCGCAUCGAAAGCUUUGCUGUGGAAAGUUACGACGAGGAUGCUUCCGCUUCCAUGAGAAGCAUCCCACAGCUUCGAUCUUUCGCUUUGUGUUUCCAUAGUAGUCACUACUCGAUGCGACUUCUACAGGUUAGGCGUCCCAAUGACGUCCCAGUGCUGGAUUUCAGUAACAUUCAGAAAUUGACUGUAAACAUCGGGUCAGCCUUCGAUGUGACAGUAGCACAUGCGUUUAUCAAGGCAACAGAAAAGCUUGAGACUUUGGAGUACACUGGUACGCACCACCACCUUGAUGGAAAAAGUGAUGUCGUGCCUCACCCUCAGUAA